Molecule: messenger RNA, 279 nt
Organism: Lathyrus sativus (Indian pea)
Lineage: Eukaryota; Viridiplantae; Streptophyta; Magnoliopsida; Fabales; Fabaceae
Source: the annotation of a GenBank genome assembly
AUGGAUUCUGUGCUUGGUAAUUUGCCAUCUUAUAACCCUCACAAUUUCAGUCAGAUUCGACCUUCAGAUCCUUCUAGUUCGUCUAAGACACCACCUACUUACCAUCCUACUCACAGCAGGACCCUUCCACCGCCCGAUCAAGUGAUAAAAACUGAAGCCAAAAAUAUCCUCCUAAGGCACAUUUAUCAACAUGCUCGGGAAAAGUUGAAACCAAAAAGAGCUGCAGCUGGUAACCUCUUACCGGAGCACGGGUGCAAGCAACCUAGGGUUUCCACUUGA